Messenger RNA from Penicillium pulvis, 7803 nucleotides. Its product is annotated as putative polyketide synthase. Gene Ontology annotation, molecular function: phosphopantetheine binding; acyltransferase activity. The transcript has 2 exons. The coding region runs from base 1 to 7803 and encodes 2600 amino acids. The record is from RefSeq and is a predicted model, not a curated record. NCBI's taxonomy places the organism in Eukaryota, Fungi, Ascomycota, Eurotiomycetes, Eurotiales, Aspergillaceae.
AUGGUUGAACUUCGAGAUCUCACCAACAGCCAGCUUUCUGGUCCUGCCGUUUUCUUAUUCGGUCCUCUCGCGUUGUCCUUCAACAGCGAUUCAUUUGCUCAGCUGCGCAAAUCCAUCGUCGAGAAUGAGGGCCACAAAUGGGCCGUCGAUACCAUCAUUAGUCUACCCCAAUAUUGGAAGACUAUUGUCGCAGCCAUUCCUGGCCUUGAGACUGCAACCGAGUUGGAGAAGCUGGAAAACCUCAAGGAGGCCUUCUCCACCGGGCAGUCUCUGAAGACUCAAUUCCCGUUGCCGAAUACUCUUUUGAUUCCUCUUGUUGUUAUCCUGCAUCUCACGCAAUAUGCAUCAUUCAUCAAGCACAAUAAUGCUGAAUUGGAUAAUGGCGUUGAUGUUUUUGCUUUGUCCAAAGACGGCCAGGAAACACUCGGUCUCUGCACUGGGCUGUUGAGUUCUCUGGCCGUCUCGUCCGCUCGAAACAAGGCAGAGUUUGAGAAAUACUCCGCCGUUGCUGUUCGUCUCGGUCUGCUCAUUGGCAUGGUGGUUGAUGCACAGGAUGCCGCCACAGAUUUUGGCCCAUCCAAAUCCCUUACUGCGGCUUGGAACUCCGCUGAGAAGGCCGAGGAAACGCAACGUAUCCUGAAGGGCUUCCCUCAUACUUACGUGUCCGUAAACUAUGAUGAGGAUCGCGCUACUAUUACCACAUUAGCAUCGAGUAUCUCCGAAAUUCAGCUGCAGCUACGAGCUUGUGGCGUCAUCACAGCAGAAGUCGGGCUGUAUGGACGGUUCCAUGCUGACGACCACCGCGACCUUCUCUCGGAAAUCUUGAAGUUCUGCGACUUUCACUUCGACUUCCGGUUCCCACCUGCGUCUGAGCUGAUCAUCCCGACUCGAUCUAAUGCCGGGGGAGCGUUAAUCACAGACGGUUCACUGCACCACCACGCUUUGCGCUCUAUUCUACUAGAGCCACCCAAAUGGUUCGACACUUUCACAGCUCUCUGUGGAAGCACAUUGAGCAACAACGAUGUAAAAGUCAUCUCGUUUGGCCCCGAGCGCUCCGUACCACCCUCCAUUUUGCGUGGACUUGGUCAACGUGUCAUCAACUUCGUGGAUUUCGAGAAGUCUCAACAGAAGCAGCGCAAUUUCACCUCGAACGACAUUGCUGUUGUCGGUAUGUCAUGCAAGGUGGCCGGUGCCGACAAUCUCGAGGAAUUCUGGGAUCUUCUGUGCACAGGCAAAUCGCAACACAAAGAGGUUCCUAAAGAGCGAUUCGGGUUUGAGACUCCUUUUCGCGAUGUCGAUUCGAAGAGAAAGUGGUUCGGGAAUUUCAUCAACGGCCAUGAUGAGUUUGACCACAAGUUCUUCAAAAGAAGUCCUCGAGAGAGCGCUACUAUGGAUCCUCAGCAGCGUCACUUUUUGCAGAUUGCUUACCAGUCCGUUGAACAGUCGGGAUACUUUCAUAAUGCUAGCCAAGACAAGCAUAUUGGGUGCUAUGUCGGUGUCUGCGCGUGUGACUACGAAAGUAACAUCGCUUGUCACGCACCUAACGCCUUCUCAGCUACUGGCAAUCUUCAAGGAUUCAUUGCGGGCAAGGUCAGCCAUUUAUUCGGAUGGACUGGGCCAGGCUUGACAGUUGAUACUGCCUGCUCUUCCUCUGCUGUCGCUGUUCACUCCGCAUGCAAGGCUAUUCUCAGUGGAGAAUGCACUGCUGCUCUGGCUGGUGGUACACACGUUAUGACGAAUCCGCUGUGGUUCCAGAAUCUCUCCGGGGCUUCAUUCCUGAGCACAACUGGUCAAUGCAAGCCCUUCGAUGCGAAAGCAGACGGCUACUGCCGUGGCGAGGGUAUCGCUUCAGUUUUCCUGAAGAAGUUGUCUGCAGCCAUCGACGAUGGUGAUCAGAUCUUGGGUGUCAUCGCCGCAUCUGCAGUCCAGCAGAACGAAAACUGUACUCCAAUUUUCGUCCCAAACAUACCAUCUCUUUCAGACUUGUUCCGCAAGGUCACGAAACAAGCUGGUCUUCAACCUAGCGAUAUCUCGGUUGUUGAGGCUCAUGGAACUGGAACAGCCGUUGGUGAUCCUGCCGAGUAUGGAAGCAUUCGCUCUGUGUUAGGUGGCUCUGUUCGGACGAAGCCUCUCACUCUCAGCUCUGUCAAGGGCCUGGUUGGUCACACUGAGUGCACUUCAGGCAUUGUCUCGAUGAUCAAGGUUCUGCUUAUGAUUCAGAAGGGAAUGAUCCCGCCACAGGCCAGCUUCAGCGCCAUCAAUUCUGCGAUCGGCGCCACCCCUGGGGACAAGAUCAGCAUUCCAACCAGUGUGCAGACCUGGAAUGCAGACUUCCGAGCAGCGCUCAUUAACAAUUAUGGCGCUUCUGGAUCUAAUGCAUCAUUGGUUAUCACUCAGCCGCCUGCUGCUCGGGCGAGAUCCACUAUUGAAGCAGGCCAGGCUGGUGUUGCAUACCCCUUCCGAUUCUGCGGUCUCGAUGAUCCGAGCCUUCGUCGUUAUACUGUGGCUUUCAGGAAGUUUAUCAGCCAUCCAGAUGCAUCGAUCAAGGAUUUUUCCCUUUCAAAUGUUGCUUUCAACCUGAACCGCCAGAGCAACCGUCAGCUUGAGCGUACUCUGAUCUUCAGCGCUCAGUCUUUGGCUGACCUACAGGAGAAGCUUGUUUCAUACGAAAAUGGCAGCCCAAGUAUGGUGUCGCUGCCAUCUCCAAAUGCACGACCGACUGUCUUGUGCUUUGGUGGCCAGGUCUCCACAUUCGUCGGAUUAGACCGAGCAGUGUAUGAACGGGUCGCUGUCUUCCGGAAACACCUAGACACAGUGAAUGCUGUUGCUCGCUCCUUAGGUGCUAGCAGCAUCUAUCCAAACAUCUUCUCCCGAACGGCUAUUUCAGACACUGUUCAGCUUCAGGUUGUUUUGUUUGCUACGCAGUAUGCCUGUGCUCGUAGCUGGAUUGACUCGGGUGUCGAGCCAGUUGCAGUGGUCGGUCACAGCUUCGGAGAGCUUACUGCACUUUGCAUUUCACAGAUCUUGUCCUUGGAGGAUACAAUCAAGAUGAUCAUUUACAGAGCAACCCUUAUUCGAGAUUCUUGGGGCAGUGACAAGGGCGCGAUGGUGGCAGUGGAAGGUGACUUGGUUGAGGUUGAAAAGCUGGUCAGCGAAUCAAACAAGGCCUGCGAUGGCAUCGAGCCUGCCAGCAUUGCAUGUUAUAAUGGGCCAAGAAGCUUCACUCUUGCGGGCCCUACGGCUGCUAUUGAUGUAAUUGCGCAGAAAUUAUCUCUUCCUUCUUUCUCGGCCAUGAAACACAAGAGACUGAAUGUCUCAAACGCUUUUCAUUCUGUCUUGCUUGAUCCUCUUCUUGAUCGCCUUGAGCAGAGUGCCCAGCAGCUCACAUUCCGCCACGCUAUUAUUCCGAUGGAGAGAGCAACUGAGGUCCACACUGGAGAGAAGUUGAAUGCCAAGUUCGUGCCUGAGCACAUCCGCUCCCCGGUGUUCUUUAACCACGCUCUCCAAAGGCUAGCAAAGAAGUACCCGGAAUGUGUAUUCUUGGAAGCUGGAUCGAACUCCACCAUUACCAACAUGGCAAGCCGAGCUCUCGGUAACCCUAGCAGCUCACACUUCCAAGCGAUCAACAUUACCAGCGACAAUGCCUGGAACAACUUGACCUCCGCUACUCUGAGUCUGUGGAAAGCAGGCGUUAGCACACAAUUCUGGGCUCAUCAAUCUACUCAGACGAAGGAACAUUCCCCCCUUCUGCUUCCUCCGUAUCAGUUUGAGGGAGCGCACCACUGGACAGAGCUGAAAUCGCCAUUGAAGAUGAUAAAGGCACCGGCUUCGCAAAAGGUGGAGUUAGAAGUUAACAAGCUUCCGGACACUCUCCUAACAUUUGUUGGCUACGAAGACACUGCCAAGCAUGUCGCAAAGUUCCGGGUAAACACCAUGAUCCCUAAAUACGAGAAGCUUAUCGAAGGUCACGUCAUUGCUCAGACAGCACCUAUCUGCCCUGCCACUAUCCAGCUUGAGUUGGCUAUAGAGGCAGUUCGGAUUCUCAGGCCAGAUUUGGCUGGUUCUGGGCUGGAGCCUCAAAUCCAUGCUGUAGAGAACCAGUCUCCUGUCUGUAUCAACCCGUCCCGUGCUGUAUGGAUUGAGCUCACUGCACACGACAACACCCAAAGCCCCUCUUGGGAGUUCCAUGUCUUCAGCGAUGAUUUGCAACGUGGUGGCGUUUCCAAGACAAUGCACACGACUGGUAUGAUCGCCUUCCGAUCAGUUGAGGACUCAGCCUUCAAGCUUGAGUUCGCUCGGUACGAGCGUCAUUUCAGCCACCAGCGCUGUGUCGAUAUGCUACAAAGCGGUGAUGUCGACGAAAUCCUCCGCAGUCACAAUAUUUACAAGAUGUUCUCGGGUGUCGUUGAUUAUGCCGAGGAGUACCGUGGAGUCCAAAAGCUUGUCAGUAAGGGAGCGCAGUCAGCUGGCUAUGUGGUCAAGAAGUACAACCCAGAGACAUGGCUUGAUGGCCACUUGGCAGACAGCUUUUGUCAGGUUGGUGGGGUAUAUGUCAACUGUAUGGCUAAUCAAGUACCUACCGAUAUGUUCAUUGCCAAUGGCAUCGAGCAAUGGAUCCGAUCACCCAAGAUUCGUCAAAGUGACCCAAGACCAGAGGCCUACCAUGUGCUGGCUACACACCAUAGCCCUUCGAACCAGUCCUUCCUAACGGAUGUGUUUGUUUUCAAUUCCGACGAUGGUUCCCUGGUCGAGGUCAUUCUUGGAAUCAGCUAUGUCAGAGUUUCCAAAGCCUCAAUGAGUAAGCUUCUGACUCGCCUCACUAUUCGGGACGGUCAGUCCGCUCCUGUCAGCCUGAAAGCUCCAGUGGAGCGACCUACGCUGGAUCUUUUUGCGGUCCAACCAAAUGUUAAAAUUGCUCCUCCAUUGAACACGGCAGUCCAGGAGCCAAAGUCCCCCAAGCCAGCCAAGGUCGAAGCUCUACCUCCCAAGGUUGAUGUGGUACCCAGAGUCAAGGCCAUCCUUGCUGAUCUGUCUGGUCUGGAGCUCCACGAGAUCAAGGAUGACAGCGAGCUUGCCGAGCUCGGUAUCGACUCCCUAAUGGGUAUGGAGAUGGCACACGAGAUUGAAGCUGAAUUCAAUAUCGAGCUUCCGGAGAGUGAACUCAUGAAGAUUGUCGACAUGCCGUCCUUGAUCAAUUGCGUGAAAAGUUUUGUCUGUGGCGCGCCAAGCACCGACGCAACUGAGCAGGAAUUGGAUGAGAGCGAUGGAAGAUCAUCUCACGAUACUGCGCCAAGCACUCCAGUUGAUCCUGGCGAUCUAGACAAGUCGCUUGAUGACCUCAAAUCUACCGCUGGCUUAAAUCUGCCAUUUGCCACUGUGAUGGAAGCUUUUAACGAGACAAAGAGCCUGACCGAUAAAAGGAUUGCCGAACACGGUCAAACCAAUUAUGUCGACACUGUUUUACCCGCACAAACAGAGAUGUGCGUGGCACUCACACUAGAGGCAUUCGAGCAGCUCGGUGUUAGGUUCGGUACAGCCAAGCCUGGUCAGAGGUUCGCACGAAUUUCGCACCCGAAGGAACAUUCCCGCUUGGUUAGCUACCUCUACCAGAUGCUAGAGGAUGCUGCAGGUCUUAUCAACGUGGAUGGCGAAACUAUCACCCGCACGGCAGCCCCAGCUCCGACAAAGUCCAGCAAGGAGCUAUUGGCCGAUCUGCUUUGUCGCUUCCCGGAUCAGAGCACUGCUGAUAAGCUCACCUUCUAUACUGGAUCCCAUCUUGCGGAGGUCUUGCGUGGUGAGACAGAUGGCAUCAAGCUCAUCUUCGGUACCUCUGAAGGUCGGGAGUUGGUUUCCGGUCUUUAUGCAGAAUGGCCUAUUAAUCGUCUGAUGUACAAGCAGAUGGAGGACUUCCUUGGUCGACUGGCCUCCAAGCUUGACGUCAACGAUGGUCCCAUCAAAAUUCUCGAGAUGGGUGCCGGUACUGGUGGUACAACGCGCUGGUUGCUGCCACUUCUGGCUUCACUAAACUUACCAGUUGAGUAUACUUUCACCGACCUGGCUCCUUCCUUUGUUGCAGCAGCGAGGAAGAAGUUCGGAAAGCAGUACCCUUUUAUGAAGUUUCGAACCCAUGACAUUGAGAAGGUUCCAGCCGACGAUCUCAUCGGCACACAACACAUUAUCCUCGCCAGCAACGCUGUUCAUGCGACACACAGCCUGAGCGUAUCAGCUAAGAACAUUCGCAAGGCGCUCCGCCCUGAUGGGUUCCUCAUGAUGAUCGAGAUGACCGGCACUUUGUACUGGGUGGAUAUUAUCUUUGGCCUCUUUGAGGGCUGGUGGUACUUUGACGAUGGCCGCACACACGCUGUCACUCACGAAUCUCGAUGGGAGAAAGAUCUCCAAGCUGUCGGAUACGGUCAUGUUGACUGGACUGACGGCGACCGUCCGGAAAACAAGCUCGAGCGGCUGAUUGUGGCCUUUGCCUCGGGCGACAGGUAUGAACGACUUGAAACCCCCCGACUGGUAAAGGGUCCAUCAGCUGACCUUGUAGCACGGCAAGAAGUUGUUGAUCGUUAUAUUUGCGAUAUGACCGCCGGUUUCGACGAUGCUGUUAACGAUUCUUCGAUAUCAUUUUCUGGCGGUCAAUCCAGUUAUCCUAGUGGCCGGUGUGUUCUGGUGACGGGCGCCACGGGCAGUUUGGGAUGCCAUCUCGUUGCGAAGUUUGCGUCCUUGCCAGACGUGACUCAAGUUAUCUGUCUCAAUCGGCGGAGUCGACAGGAUGCGGAGUCGCGCCAGACCCAGUCUCUUCUCAAGAAGGGUAUCGUUCUCCCAACAGAGGCUGCUCACAAGCUCUGUGUCUUCGAGACGGACAUGUCCAAACCACAAUUAGGCCUAUCGAGUGAUGAGUAUGAAAGCCUCGUCCGAAAGGUUACACAUGUUGUGCACAAUGCAUGGCUCAUGAAUGCCAAGUGGCCGAUCAAGAACUUUGAGCCACAGUUGCGAAUCAUGCGCAAUCUGCUCGAUUUCGCCCGAGAUAUCUCUAUCAUUCGACCCCCGGGCACAAAAGUCACGUUCCAGUUCAUCUCUUCAAUCGCGACCGUCGGCCAUUGGCCCCUUUGGACCGGACGUCCAAGCGUUCCUGAAGAACGCAUGACAAUUGACUCUGUACUUCCGACUGGCUAUGGUGACGCGAAGUACAUCUGCGAGUUAAUGCUUGAUGAGACUCUCCAUCGCCACCCAGACCGGUUCCGAGCGAUGGCUGUCCGCCUCGGUCAAGUCGCUGGCUCCAGCACAAGCGGCUACUGGAAUCCAACUGAGCACCUCCCGUUUGUGAUCAAGUCCUCUCAGACUCUGAAGGCUCUUCCUGACUUCGAUGGCCUUCUCUCCUGGACUCCAGUGAAUGCUGUUGCAAGCACGCUUGUUGAUUUGGCUUCGCUGCCGGAGAAUGAGACGUUGUACCCAAUUUAUCACAUCGAUAACCCCAUUCGCCAGGCAUGGAAGGAGAUGAUCCCUUGUUUGGCCGAGACGCUGUCUAUUCCGUCGACUGGUGUAAUCCCCUUUGAUGACUGGGUGCAGCGCGUCAAGGAUCAUCCGCGACAGGUGGAGGGUCCAGAAGGCGAGAAUCCGGCGAUCUUGUUGAUUGACUUUUUAGAUGCCAAUUUCCUGCGCAUGUCUUGUGGUGGAUUAUUGCUGGAAACGAAGAAGGCACGUGAGCACUCUCCCUCACUGGCAAAUCUGGGCCCAGUUAGUGAUGAAGUGACGAUGUUAUUUGUUGAAAGUUGGAAGAAAAUGGGGUUUUUGGUUUGA